AUGGGGAGAGCCAAAUUCGGAGAAAACGAAAAGGGUGCCGGCGAAUGCCGCCUCUUCGUCGAAAACCUCCAAGGAGCAGCACUCGAAUGGUUCUCUCGCCUGAAGCGAAAUUCCAUCGAAAGCUUUCGCCAACUCGCUUUGGAAUUUCACAAGCAAGUCAGCAGAAUAAGCGACAAGGUAGCGGUAGAUGCACUCCGUGAAACGCUUUGGUACAAGUCGAAAUUCGGGAAGUGGAUAACCUUGAGGCUGACGAAAACAUCGUCGAGGGAUCCUGGGUCGGAUCAGAAGCCUAAAUGGAGAAACCCCCGUAACGACAAAAACGUCAAUCACGGGGAGGAAGAGACCCAGGGAGCGCAUAACUAUGCCAUCGGCUCCGGACCGGAGCAAGGCCGGACUACGGACCACCCUCCGAGAAACGAUAAGGCCCCUCAAACGAAGAACUCUCUCCAAGGGAACCAAUCGGGAGAAAAUCGCGGAAGAAGACAUGACGAGAAAGGCAACGAUAAUAGCCGCCGCAGGGUUAACAUGAUCAUCAGAGGAUCACAGUACUGCAGCGAUACCAUCUCUGCCAUCAAAGCUUACAAGCGCAAGGCUGAGAUGAGCGUGAAUUCUCUAACCUGGUCCACGCCUGGUGACUUCCUGAAAGGAGCAAUCACUUUCGAUGAAGAAGAAGCCGGAAGGAUCGAUCAGCCCCACUGCAAUCCGCUCGUAAUCGAUCUCAUGAUAAGAUACCUCGAGGUCGCGAGAGUUCUCAUCGACACGGGUAGCACGGUCAAUGUCAUCUUCCGCGAUACCCUUAAAAGGAUGAACGUUGAGCUAGGAGAAGUCAUACCGUCCUCCAAACCGCUAACUAGCUUCGAAGGCACAACGUCUAUGACUCUCGGAUCGAUCAAGCUGCCCGUUGCGGCAAAAGAAGUAACAAAGAUCGUCGAUUUCGCAGUCGUUGACCACCCAGCCAUCUACAACGUCAUCAUGGGCACACCUUGGCUCAACGCCAUGAAAGCAGUCCCGUCGACUUAUCACUUAGGCAUCAAUUUCCCGACUCAUAACGGAAUUGCCGCAAUCUAG
This is a messenger RNA of Brassica oleracea var. oleracea, 1068 nucleotides long. RefSeq lists its product as uncharacterized. The coding region runs from base 1 to 1068 and encodes 355 amino acids. The transcript is spliced from 4 exons. NCBI's taxonomy places the organism in Eukaryota, Viridiplantae, Streptophyta, Magnoliopsida, Brassicales, Brassicaceae. The record is from RefSeq and is a predicted model, not a curated record.